AAAUGAAUACUUGUAUCUGAUGACAUAAUCUACCCUAUCGCUGAUGCAAGAUAUGGAGUCAAUGAUACUAAAUAUAAUCAGAUGUCCAUAAAGUCAAGAUGGAGAAUAAAAAGGGAAAUAUGAAGCCACACCUACCACAUGGGUGGGUUGCAAAGCAAUCAAAGAGUUACCCUGAUAGGUUAUAUUACUUCAAUAUCUUGACAGGAAGUACUAGCUGGGAAGUACCAAAGUCUAUGCCAAAGGUGCAAAAUAAACCAAAGCAGAGAGCACAAGAAGAAAAUGACUCGGGAAUAUAUUCUAGUCCAUCAAGCUCAAGCAAUCAACUGAGCCCCCUUUAUUCAAAAACCAACACCACCACAAGCACACAUAUAAGAAGAACAAGUGAAGGAGGUAACUUGAGUACGACUAAGAAGAGUCCAGUUAAGUUGGCCCAUAAACCAGUUAGUGCAAUGGUACCACGUGCUAGUGCAAUGGUACCACGUGCUGUCUCUAAGGCCUCACCAAGAGGCAAACCAGUUGAGAUUCAAAGGAAACUUAAGGCUGAUGUAUCACUGUAUGGUUCAAUACCAGAUUCAACCACUCCGCAUCUUGAAUUUGCCGAGAACAAGUGGAAACCUAUUGACCAGAAGGUUGAGAAAGCGCAGCAAAAUGACAUUAGUUCAGGUGUUUCUCGUAAAGUGCUACAGGCCAAGUCAAGGAGUGGAACUGGUAGAACAGUUAAUCCUCAACUAGUCAGGAAUGAUACAGAAAUAACGGAAACAAAAAGACUGAAAAAACCAGUGAAGCUAAAAUGGGAAAGACUAGAUUUGAAACCAAAGGAGGCUGUUCAGUUGAAACGUAAGUCCACUACUAAUCUUUCUGAUGUGUUUCCAGAUAUGAAAACAAAACCUGCAGCUCCAAAUAAACCUUUACAAAAUCCACCCAAGUCUAAAAGUAAAAAUGAACUCAACUCAAUGCAUAGAAAAAUUCCUCCCAGUCAGAAAUCAACUAUGAAAAAAGAAGGCAUUUUGAAAAGACAGGAAAUCUCAGAGAAAUCAAAAUCUCCACUUACAAGCUCAAACCAGCCACGUCCCAAGACAAUAAUAGAAACUGCCUUAGGCAGUGUGUCCAAGGGUAACACAUCUGUGCAAAAAUCUCAAUUUGAAAAAUCUCAGGAAGACACAAGAAAGGUAGUGUUAGCAAAUCAAAAUUCAAUGAUCAUUAAAACUGCUGACUCCCAAGAAGAAAAACAUCGAAUUAAUAACACUCCAGCUUCGACUGUGAUAAAUAAAAAUCCAAAUCCAAAACGUCGGAAAUCUAGAGAGGAUUGGCUCUCAAUUCUUACUCCUAAUUCGUACUCAAUCAGUGUACCAAAUGCUCAAGCCAGUGCCAAAUACAAUCCUAAUCCAAUGGCCGGAUUAAAUCCCAUUUCCAAGGUUGCCAUUGGAAAACUAGUCAAUCAACAAUCAGGUGCUCCUAAACUAAGCAAUAAACCCAGUGAGAAACUGGUCAGGGAUAUUUCAGUGAAUUCUCAGAUGGAGUGCUCACAGUCUGAGCCUGAGGUUAGUUCUCAAUCUGAACAAAAGCUGGCAAAUGUAGAGACAUGGCUGACUGGCUUAGAACCAAUGAAACAACAAACACCAGUUGCAACAUCAUUUCAAGGACUCCCAUUAGGGUUCAUGCCGUUUGUUCCUAGAGAGAGCAGUAGCCAAGAGAUGGAGGUAGAGAUGUCUGAAUCUGAGAAAAUAAGUGCUGAUUUGAGUAAAGUCAGAUCAACAUUGGACUAUCAGAACUAUGAGGCAGUGGGUAAAUUAACACAAAUGAUAGACGUUACCAUGGUUCCCGAUGGCAAGAACACAGCAGUUGAUGUAGACACCCAGAAAGUGUUCAUCAUACUAGAUACCAACAUUCUAAUGAAUGAUCUAAACUUUGUUGAAGAAAUCAAAGACCAGGAUUUCAAAGGUGUAGGGAAACCACAUCUAGUUAUACCAUGGGUGGUCAUGCAGGAGUUAGAUGCUCUCAAAGACAGCAAGGACCCCAGACUGAGCAGAGAAGUGGCUUUGUCUACACAAUUGAAUGCCAGAAAACCAGUGAAUUUUCUCUACAAUUGCCAUAAAUGUAGACACCCUAGAGUAAUUGGGCAGACCCCACAAGAGCAAUCUAUUUCUCUUGAGGACUUCGAGAUAGAGACCAAUGAUGAUAAAGUGAUACAGUGCUGUCUUCUCUGGUCACACAAAUAUCCUAGAAGUGAAGUCUGUCUAUUCACCAAUGACAUGCAUCUCACUAAUAAGGCAAGUGUGAUGGGGAUCAAUGUAUUUUAUACACAGAAGGAACUAGUCAUUUGGCUGAAAUCUCAUGAACCUUAUGUGCCGCCUAAACCUGUGACACCUGUCAAUCAUAAUCCACUCUUAACUGAAGCCACACCCACUGACAACAAAGAGAGUGUGAAGUCAAGACUACAACAGGAAAUUAGUCUGGCAGAUGAUAUACUUUGUGAGUGUAAAUCAGCCAUGCGCGGAGCCCUGACUGUUGUCUUGCAAGUAGAAAUGGAGCAGGCCUUUGAACACCUCUGGAGGAGUAUGGUCUUCAGGAAACCUCCCUGGUCGUUUUAUCAACUACUGGAGUGUUUGCAGAAGCACUGGAUUGCAGUGUUUGGUUUAUUCCUCUCUCGUAAUAGCGAGGACUGCAUUAAAAACCUCCUACUGGAGUUCAAGCCAUCCAAAGAGUUUGGCAAGAAUGUGAGACAGGCAAAGUGUAUUCUUAGAGAUGGACUCUCCCUCCUUAAUGAUCUUUGCAAACAUUCAAGUCUUUAUGGAAGUGUCUUUGAAGUGGCAUUAAAAACAAUACAGCAGUUGGUAUGUGUUUGUGAUGAUGUCCUGGCAGAUAAGGUUCCCCCUCUCAGCCUAAAGGAACUGCUACAAUUCAAGAAUCAGGGAAAUGAAACUUCCAAAGAACUUUGCUCCAUUGCUCCAAUACAGAACCAGUCAACUAUGCCUUCUACCUUUCAACGGAGAAGCUCAAUAGGACUUGAAGAUCUCAUGGAUUCACCCUCACCCCAAAGCAGAAAUUCUUCACCUCCAAAGAUACAUAUGGCAACGAUGAUACAGCUCAAAUUCCAAAACAUAUGGGAGAGCCUGUUAUCAUAUGGGAACCAGAUGCCUCAGCUAGAAGACCCUGUAUUACGUACUGAAGAAAACAUCAAUCUUUUGAGACGCAUUGUCUUCAGGACGAUGCUAAUUCAUCAAUGCUUUGAAGAGGUCUUAAAGGUUCCAUGUGAUUCCAUAAAAGAACAUUUUGCAACUUUUGACAAGCUUGUUAACUGUCUGAACUGUUACUUCACUGACAUAGGGGUAGAUAAACAUCUAGAUGAUGAUAAGAUCUCAACAGAACAGUUGAUGAAGUUCUACAAAGCUGCUGACAAUAGAGAAAUGCUGCAAGUAGGAUUCAACCAACUACUUGAUAUACAGGCAUUAUAUCAGAAAAAUAUGCACCUCUUGAACGUAAAUUACAAUUCAGGAAUAUGAGUAAUGUGAGUGUAAUCUAGUUGGACUAAAAACACAUAUUAUGUAGUUAUAAGGAUGACCACUGCAUCAGCUGGAUGAGAAUAUAAUUCAAAUUAACAUAUAAGCAUCACAUCAAUUUGAUAUGUACAGGAUUCAGCGAACUAUGACAACUAUGUUUCUAUUGAGUGUGUAACGUUUACACUGUAAACCAAGAAACACACCUGUAUAAAAUGUAAUGACUUGAUAUUAUCAAACACUUUAUAUUGAACCUUUGAUAAAAAACAGAAUUUUGAAAUUACAUAGUACUAUGUAAAAAUUUUGUUACCCAAAAUAGUUAAAUCAUCGUUACAUAAUUAUGUAAAAAUUUUGAUACCCAAAAUAGUUGAAUCAGUAUUGACAGUAUAUACAGGGUGGGGCAAAAGUAGGUAUACAUUUAUUCAACAAUCUUUUUUAACUGAAAACCUAUUUUUGGGCCUCCCUGUAUAGUUGUGUGUACAGAAGUUAACAAAAAGGGAACAGGAAUUCUACAUGUACAUGUGUAUUGUAUAUGUGAUCAUGGUGAACGUUUAGUCAGUGAAUUUUUUGAAGAGAUGUAAAUGAUCUAAAGCAGUUUAUUUUAGAUGUUCAGGGAAAAGAGUAAUACCUCAGAGUGCCAGAAAUUACAUUGUUUCCAUGUUUUAUAGAGACUGACUCAAGUGCCUUCAUUUAUACAGCAAUUUGUGCUGAAUUGUUUAUAAAUGUGUACUUAAAAUGUUAGACUGUUCAAUAAUCGUGAGGUGUUCAUACUUGUAUCAUUAAAGGAUUUAAGUCCAGGAUUCAAUGAAUUGUAAAUGAUUUAAAUCAUGUAUAUCUAGCUUGCAUGAAUCCCUUAUGACCUUCUCCCCAUACAUCUUGUUCUAGUAUAAGGGAGGGAGGGAGGUAGGUUCUAUAGACCAGUAUGGCUUAAUAUUUUACCUCAGAUCAUGGGCUUUCAACUAGAAGCCCAUGCUCAGAUGCAUGUAUUGCUCAAUCAUUCU
This is a messenger RNA of Owenia fusiformis, 4498 nucleotides long. The record is from the annotation of a GenBank genome assembly. Lineage: Eukaryota; Metazoa; Annelida; Polychaeta; Sabellida; Oweniidae.